This is a messenger RNA of Diachasmimorpha longicaudata, 3635 nucleotides long. It is a transcript of the gene muskelin, whose product is annotated as muskelin. Gene Ontology annotation, cellular component: cytoplasm. The coding region runs from base 217 to 2439 and encodes 740 amino acids. The transcript is spliced from 5 exons. The record is from RefSeq and is a predicted model, not a curated record. Gene Ontology annotation, molecular function: protein binding. NCBI's taxonomy places the organism in Eukaryota, Metazoa, Arthropoda, Insecta, Hymenoptera, Braconidae.
GAAUUAUCAUAUUUUCCUCGUAGCAGGUGCCUUUUACAUGUCUUUUACAUGUGUGGAGAAGUAACAAUCUGUCUUGCCGAGAAAUAGUGUCAGCCAGCUGCAAGAUCGAGAAAGUCUCUUGUCACUGUCCCGAGCCAUUCUUCAAUACGUAAAACGCAAGAUCAAAUGAAUUAAUAGUCGCGGUAUCAAAGGUUAUGGUUAUGUCAUUUGCGUAAUAUGGCGUCCUCCGAACUAUUAGACGAUGGGCAGGAUUGGAAGACUCUUGAGUACAGAAUAUACAAGUGCUCCAGUUAUUCACUAAUGUUCGUGCCUGAGAACAUCCUAGUCGAUAACCCGCUGGAUGACUUUUCUCGCUGGUCAUCGGACGAUGACAAUCAUCCUCAGUACCUGGUUCUAAAACUGCAGAGGCCCUCGAUCGUUCGCUCCAUAACGUUCGGGAAAUACAAGGAAGCCCACGUCUGCAACGUGAAAAAGUUUAAGAUCUAUGGGGGAAUGGAAUCCGAGAACUUGAUGGAACUGUUGAAAGGGGGCCUGAAGAAUGACUCGAUAUCAGAGACGUUCGAGCUGAAGCACAAAAUCGGUAGGAAUGGCAUAUACUAUCCUGUUCGAUACAUAAAGAUUAUGCCCCUGCAGACCUGGGGUCCGAAUUUCAACUACUCCAUCUGGCACGUUCGUCUGACGGGAAUGGAUGAUCCUCUGGUUAUAAAGCCGUACAUUAAGAACGUUGAGCAGUAUUUCCAGAAUGAGAUUAUAAGACUCUGUAUGAAACACUUUCGGCGGUUGGAGCAACCUCAGGUGGUCCAAACCCUGGAGAGAGUGGCAAAUGUCAAACUGGAAGAUCCUCGUCUGGCAGUAUUGUAUGACAUCCUGGUGAACCGUGGAAACCACCACGAGGCCGAGCACUUCAUAACAUACGCCAUAAGCAUCGGUUUGUUGGAUGACUAUAUAAACAGUCAGCCGUACCGAGCAGUCUGGCAGAAAAUGUCAUGCGAGGAUCCCCGUCCUGGGAUGCGUGGCGGUCACCAGAUGGUCCUAGACUCAGCAGCCGACACUCUGUACCUCUUCGGCGGUUGGGACGGUACGCAGGACCUAGCAGAUCUCUGGCAAUACAAUAUAAAAACCGAAAAAUGGUCGCUGCUUUGCAAGGACACUGAAUCGGUUGGUGGUCCUAGCGCUCGUUCCUGUCACAAGAUGUGCCUGGACCCCGAGAAAAGGCAGCUAUUUACCCUUGGUAGAUACCUGGAUACCCAGUAUCGCACCCCGGAGAAUCUAAAGAGUGAUUUCUACGUCUACGACAUAGAAUCCGACAAGUGGACGCAGAUAUCAGAGGACACUGGAGCUGUUUGUGGCCCCCGACUAAUAUUCGACCACCAGAUGAGCAUGGACAUCAUGAACAGGAUAAUAUACGUCUUCGGAGGACGAGUUUUGGUAUCCUCUGGAGCCACUGAGGAUGGUGGGCCCAUCACCACAGCGGAGCCCAUCUUCUCAGGAUUGUACUCUUACCAUGUGCCUACCAGCACCUGGAACAUUUUAGCCUGUGACAUUGCCAGACCUAGUCCCUUCAGUGUUCCAAGCAUCAGGUCACGGGUGGGCCACUCCAUGCUUUUCAAUCCAGUAGACAGAAAGCUCUACAUAUCCGCGGGGCAGAGAAGCAAAGAGUACCUCAACGACUUUUUCACAUAUGAAGUUGACAGCAAUAUGAUGGAGUACAUCAGUGACAAUGACUUCGAUGAAGCGGACUCCAAUCACAUACCAGCCGCUGGUUAUACUCAACGAGCCACUAUCGAUCCAGUCCUAGGAGAGAUUUACGUACUCUCAGGGCUCAGCAAGGACAAGGACAAGAGGGAGGAGAACGUACAAAAUUCAUUCUGGGUUUACAAGAUCAAGAAAAACACCUGGACAUGUGUCUAUCGUAACGAGAAUGGGGGGGAGAAGUAUUGGAGCAAAAUGCAGGAUUACGAGCCCUGUCCACGUUUUGCUCAUCAGCUGGUCUACGACAUGGAUCAGAGGGUCCAUUAUCUCUUCGGAGGUAAUCCUGGCAGAUCUUGCCUACCCAAACUCAGGCUUGCUGAUUUCUGGCAGCUGAAACUCUGCAGACCAACUCACGAGCAGAUACUCAAACGAUGCAAACUCAUCAUUAGAACGUACAAGUUCAAGGAAUUGGCCCUCAGUAAUAGUAUCGAGGCACUCGAGUAUCUCCAGAGAGAUGUCUCGGAGAUUAUCGAUCAUAAGGACGAGGAGCAGACGAAGAAGUUUCAGGCACUGACCUCGGUUUUGUUCAUGAAACACUUGAUGGAGACUGAUGAGGAUGAAAUUGAGGAGUCUAUGGAGAGGGAACUGCAUCACAAAAGGACAGAACUCUUUGACAGACUUAUGGAGUUCUUUCCAGAGACAAUCACACAACCCAGGGCUAACCUUGUCGAUCUUCUGGUGUUGUGACACGGACAGUAAAUUGCGCAAUUUUAUCUCGUGCAUUUUCGGUGAUUGGACGUACUCAUUUCAAGCAAUUCGUCGUACGAUAUUUGUGAGUUUUUUUUCGUUUGAUCAAUUUUUAAUGCAACUAGUCUGGAGUGGAGUGUCUCAGGUUGAGGAUUUUAUAGGAAAUGAGGAUUCUAACGAAUGUAUUUUUUUAUUCAUUGUCUCACAUAUUGUCCUGUAUAUAGCGUACCUUAUUGAUGAAACGUAAGAAGAAAUUUUAUUGGAGAAAAAUUCUGUGAGAAUUAUAUCUGUUUUUUGUUGAUUCUACUGAAAAAUUCCACGUUCUCUCGUCGUUUUUUUCUUACAAAAAUGUUUGAUAGCACACAUGUACACAUUGACUUGAUUUUUUAACUAAAUUACCUUAGUAGAUGCUUUGUAAAGUAAGUACUUAUUAUUUUGUCUGAGAAAACUUGGGAAUUUUUCAAUAUUUUUGACCGAAAAACAUCAGAAUCUCAAACGGAAGAUUUUUUUUAUUAAAUUUUUUUGUACGUAAAUUUAUUAAUUUCAGUUUGCGAUAUUAUCUUGACGUAUGACAGGAUAUGAGUGAUAGAGAUGAGAAUAACCUGCAAGAUUGAUAAUUCUCUGUGAUAUGUCGAGAUACAUCAGCCUCGCAGUCAUUGUUAUAGUUAGUCGCAGAUUAUUGAAAAUAAAUCAUGACAAAGUAUUCUAACAUACUUGAAAUAAGCUUUAUGUAAAGAUGGGAUUUCAGAUUGUUAAUGUGCUGUUAGAUAUUGUUCAAUUGAAGGAUAUUUCAGCAUUAUUUACAUUAUCAUCUUCGUUUAUUGUGACUUCAGCCGGUAACUGAGAUACGUUGGUGAUCAUUAUUUAUAGGUUAUGGAUUAUGAACUUAUUUUUUUUCUGCUAUACUUUUUAAUUUCGAUGAAUUUAUCGAGCGUGAAGGAAUAAGUUGAUCGAGCUUCUUGCGAAAAUUCGCGUGCUUCCAAUGAUCUCCACUCUCAAACAGCUAUUCAGUUAUGAUAAUUAAUUCUUAGGAUCAUCGUAAUUAUGCAAAAUUGUAAAUAUUGUUCAUUAUGCGCUGUUAAACACUAUAUUAAAAAAGUACGUACACUUCUAUCUCGAGUGAAAUGGAAAAAUAUCGAAAUUCUGUUACACCUAUUCCUCAUCAAUUUUGUAAUAAAGAUUAUCAAUUAAAUUAA